Prionailurus viverrinus (fishing cat) is the source of this 4500-nucleotide messenger RNA. RefSeq names its product ST3 beta-galactoside alpha-2,3-sialyltransferase 6 (gene ST3GAL6). Bases 479 to 1477 code for a protein of 332 amino acids. The record is from RefSeq and is a predicted model, not a curated record. Gene Ontology annotation, biological process: glycolipid biosynthetic process. Gene Ontology annotation, molecular function: beta-galactoside alpha-2,3-sialyltransferase activity. The transcript has 11 exons. NCBI's taxonomy places the organism in Eukaryota, Metazoa, Chordata, Mammalia, Carnivora, Felidae.
CAUCGUGGAUGCCAUCAGAAGCCACAUUAACUGCAGGUUCUAACUCAAAAAAGUCACAUGCGUCUGAGUACUAUGAUGGUGGAGAGUUCAGGACACUGCAGGACAGUCAGAAGCUUCUUUUCCUCUUUGGCUCUUCUCCCCAUUUUCACGUGGAUGUUCAGGUUUCUGAUGGCUGUCUGUUUUAUCUAUGCUAGCAUGGAUAUUGGACUUUCCGGUCUUCAAACUUACUCUCCUAGCCACAGAAGAUGACCCUUUUAGUUUACCGCGAGAUAUUAAGUGUUUGGGAAGAUCCGAUUGGCUGCCAGCACUUGCAAGUGAAGAAGCAGCACAACUCUUUGUUUUGGAUUAUUCCUAGCAGAGAGGCUCCAACAAUUUUGCAGACGGACUCCCGGGCCUCUGGAACCCGUACUACGUCCUUCACGUUCAGGAGCAGAGAGCCUUUGUGAAACAGAUUCCUAAUAGUGGAGGUGGGCCAGCCAUGAGAGGGUACCUUGUGGCCAUAUUCCUGAGUGCUGUCUUUCUCUAUUAUGUGCUACAUUGUAUAUUAUGGGGAACAAACGCCUAUUGGGUGCCACCUGUGGAAAUGAAGCGGAGAAAUAAGAUCCAGCCUUGUUUAUCGAAGCCAGCUUUUGCCUCUCUCCUGAGGUUUCAUCAGUUUCACCCUUUUCUGUGUGCAGCUGAUUUUAAAAAGAUUGCUUCCUUGUAUGGUGGCGAUAAGUUUGAUUUGCCCUAUGGGAUAAGAACAUCAGCGGAAUAUUUUCGACUUGCUCUUUCAAAACUGCAGAGUUGUGAUCUCUUUGAUGAAUCUGACAACAGUGUGCCAUGUAAAAAGUGCGUGGUGGUUGGUAAUGGAGGAGUUUUGAAGAAUAAGACAUUAGGAGAAAAAAUUGACUCCUAUGAUGUAAUAAUAAGAAUGAAUAAUGGUCCUGUUUUAGGACAUGAAGAGGAAGUUGGGAGAAGGACAACCUUCCGACUUUUUUAUCCAGAAUCUGUUUUUUCAGAUCCCAAUCACAAUGAUCCUAAUACUACGGCGAUUCUCACUGCUUUUAAGCCGCUUGAUUUAAAGUGGCUGUGGGAAUUGUUGACAGGUGGCAAAAUAAACACUAAUGGUUUUUGGAAGAAACCAGCCUUGAACUUAAUCUACAGACCUUAUCAAAUCAGAAUAUUAGAUCCUUUCAUUAUCCGAAUGGCAGCUUAUGAACUGCUUCACUUCCCAAAAGUGUUUCCCAAAAAUCAGAAACCCAAGCACCCAACAACAGGAAUUAUUGCCAUCACAUUGGCUUUUCACAUAUGUCAUGAAGUUCACCUUGCUGGAUUUAAAUAUAACUUUUCUGACCUCAAGAGUCCUUUGCACUAUUACGGGAAUGCCACCAUGUCUUUGAUGAGUAAGAAUGCAUAUCACAAUGUGACAGCGGAGCAGCUCUUUUUGAAGGACAUUAUAGAAAAAAACUUUGUAAUCAACUUGACUGAAGAUUGACCCUACAGACUCAGAAGAAGAUGCUAACAGUAUUAGUUUUAUUUUUAUACUGCAAUUUUUAGUUUAUUUUUAAAUAUGUUGGAUGCACUUGUCAAGAAAUUGUGUACAUAAAAGUCUGUUGUCGCCUGGUGAGUCAUAACCACCAGCUUAAUUUCUGUGAAUAUAUUUAAUUUAUAAAAACCAGGAUAUAUUUAGUUAUCAGGGAAAUAAGUUUUGAAUGCAUUGUUUUUAAAACAACCUAGUUUUCUGAAGUGUUUUUAAACAUCUUUUUAUAGUUACUUCAUGUUAAGACUUUUGAAGGGAUGUGACUUCUUAGUAGGGGAUUUAGUUUACCACAACAAAUUUUGAACACAUUUUGAGAGGUGUACUCGUCUACUGUAAAUUGGUGGGGAAUGGAGAUGUGGUUGUGCCUUGAUAUGGCAAAAUGGAACCAUUUUAGGCAUGUAUCUAAAUGGUCGAUUAGUUCCUUUUUGUUGUCCCCAAGGAGACCGAUUUUAAUCUUAAAAGCAGCCCUGAACACAACGGUGGGUUAUGGUCAAGGAAAUCUAAGACCAUACUGGUUUCAUUAAGCUUUUAACUAAACCAGGAUUAUUAAUGAGUAAUUUCAUAGAAGGAAGGUGGUGUUUUUGUUUUUAAGGUGAAGGAAAUAGGCUAAACAUGAAAUUCUGGAUAAGUAAAUAGCUUAAGAAUACAAUUACUAAAGUCUGGUGACUGCAUUAUUUUUAAGUUUAUAAAAAGAAGCUCCAGGAGACCAUUGUUAAACAUCAUUUUCUGCCUUGUUUAAUGUAUUAAAAUUUGAAAGUUUACUAUUUGAAUUAAAUUAGGAAAAAUGACGACACAGUAAGUGAAACCCUUUAGAAGAUUCAAGCUGUUUUUGGAUUUAAAUGGUAUUUUCAUGAAAAAUCUCAACUGUCCACGAUUAAAUCACAUCUUCAAAGGGAAGGCUUAUCUGGAUACCUAGGGUGCAUCAGAAGAAUCCCACUGGAUGCAAACAAGUCAAAAACCAGUCCAGCGGAGGUGGUGAGCUAGUCUCCCUUCUCGUUUUGGGGAGGGAAGGGUAUGGGGGUGAGGGAAAAAGAAGUUACAGGAGGGCUGGAAUUAAAAGUUCUCACGAGGGGAAAGAGUUGAAAGAACUGCUGUCUUGAACAAGAAUUACCACUGGGAGACGAUGGAGACCACCCUGUCUCUCUGGAGUCUGUCAAGGGUGAACUGUGAGAGGGGACGCAGGAGUAAAUACUUGAGUGUAAGGGGGAGGACACUCUGAGGUGGAAAAGACGGGUAUUAGUGUGACCUGUCCCUCAUACCACACAGCCGUAGUUUGCAACCUAAUUUAGGCUUCCAAAAAGGAUGGUGCUGGCUCUAGUGACAGUAAAAAACCACCGGUAGCAUUUUCAAAUGUUACUGUAUGGACUAAAAUAAUGGCAGUACAGUCUGAUGCUAAAAUUGAGGGAGCUGGCAUUUUGUGUAGUAUGGGAAAAGGCUACAAACCUCAAGGAAGAAAAUUCUCAGCAAGACACAUAUAUAUACAAUUUAUUAAAAACACAAGAACACAUUAAAAUUUCACUAUUUAUACAAUCUAAAUCCUAGCAACAUAUACAAAUACCGAGUGACUACAGUACAUGCCGAGGUAAGAAAAGUACAUUCUGGGAGAAUCACUGACAAACCAUUUUUAUUUUCCAAUAUGUAUUUCAGUAUUCUGUUUGGUUUCUACCUUUCCCAGUGCAAAAAAAAAAAAAAAAAAAAAGAAACUAGUCACAAAUUGGAGCAAAUAAGAAUUGGUGCCACAGUUGAAAGUAUUUUAAUAACCAUCCAACUCUUAAUUGAUUUUGCAGUUUAGGGACUUCAAGUUCAGAACAGAAAGGCAGAACUAACAGGCAAUUUUUUAAAGGUAGAGCUUAAUUGAUUUCUCUUAAAAGAGUGUGACAAGUUUUUGGCCCACAAUGCGUCUUAUCGUCUGACAUGGCAUUUCCAUAGCCCUUUCACUCUUCAGGUGACCAGGUGGAGCCAAGGCAAGGAAGUUCCAAGCUUUCUCACUUUCCAAAGAAUUAUGGCCACAUUCAUGCUUAGAUGAGUGCAUUUUCUGCUGGGGCAUCGGAGGGCAAGAGUAUACAUGACACCGUAAUUCCAACUGCUGUAUAAAUUCUCUACACAAACCACUUCAUCAGCGGAUAAACCCAUUCAAUGCAAAGUGCAAAUAGUGAAACAUGAAUUUAAAUAACUGAACUAGACCCCGCAUAUACAAGAGGAUCUAUUUAGUGUUACAGCUUUUAAUACAAUACAAAUCAGCAUUCACAAUAUCUUGAACAGUGCUGGUUCCGAAGACCAUGUGUCAGAAGUCAGUGUGAUUUUAGGAAACCUGGAAGGGCCACACGGGCUGUACCAUUGUCUGACGAUUGUGCUAACAGGAAAAAAAUUCAUCCAAAAAAAACCAGUGACUUACGUGUCUUUUUUAAAUGUUUCAAGCAAAGAAUAAAAAUUCAAGGGAAUUUUGAAAAAACAAAAAAAAGGUUACUUUCACAUUUUCAGUUGUUACUUGAUUGUCUCCAAAGCUGUAUAGAUAGGUAUCAGACAUAGAAAUGGGGUUACAAAACCCAAAAGCAAAACUCUAAUGUGAAAACAAACGAACUCAAAGUACAAUAUCAGAACUCUUUGAGUCAGGCUCAGCUCUUCAUUUGGAAAGUAAAAUAUAUUUAUAAAAGCAGUAAAAACUUUUGUAAAAAUCACUGGUAGUUCAAGCACAGCACAGUGGCAAAAAAAAACAUGCAUCAUUUAAGAAAACAUUUGCCUCUCAAAAGUUCUGUGGGAAAAUCCCGUACACAACAGUAAAUAAAAAGAACAAGCAUCUUUGGGAAGAUGAAACAGUUUCUCUUAAAGCUUCUAGAACAGGCCUAUGAUUGGGUGAAUAAAAAAUAAAUUGGUUUACUCUUUUCCCCCCCGAAAGGGGAUAACUGCAGUAAUACAUGUGCUUUACACAUUUGUGUCUUAAUAAAAAGUUCAACAUCUGUGCUUUUUGUUUCAAAAUA